Molecule: messenger RNA, 1462 nt
Organism: Pseudomyrmex gracilis
Lineage: Eukaryota; Metazoa; Arthropoda; Insecta; Hymenoptera; Formicidae
Gene: betaggt-II
Product: geranylgeranyl transferase type-2 subunit beta
Exons: 7
Coding region: 314-1312 (332 amino acids)
Biological process (GO): protein geranylgeranylation
Cellular component (GO): Rab-protein geranylgeranyltransferase complex
Molecular function (GO): Rab geranylgeranyltransferase activity
Source: RefSeq, a predicted model, not a curated record
UCUGAUGUUUGUUUGCUUGACAAAUAACUGAAUCAGCACAGGUGAUUACGCUGCUUGCUAAUUUGCUGAAUUGACAGAUAAGGAGAUAUAAGAUCUUAUCGCAAUAAACGCAUCUAAGAUAAAAUCGGUAUACACAAGUGUAUAGAUUAUUCUCAACACCCUUGGCUCAACACCACUGCUCAUAAACAAAUGUCAGUAGUAUAAGCUAAUUUUGAGAAUUUUCUUCUCUGCACAGUUUAUAUGGAUAUUUAAACGCGCUUUUGAAAGUCUGAAUUAUAUUAUUUAUGAAGCCAGAACUUUCAGAAAUUGCAAGAUGGCAACAGUGAAACAUGAUAUAAACCUGCCGAACAAUAUUCCACAAUUAUUACUGGAAAAACAUGCAAAUUAUCUCAUUUCAUACGGAACCAAUAAGGAUGAAUAUACCUAUACUCAGACUGAACAUAUGAGAAUGUCAGGCAUGUAUUGGGUUCUUACAGCUCUAGAUGUAAUGGAAAAGUUGGAAGAAACCAAUAAGGAGGAACUGUUAGAAUUCAUUAAACUGUGUCAGUGCGACAAUGGUGGCAUUGGUGCCAGUGUACACCAUGAUCCACAUUUACUUUACACACUUAGUGCUGUACAAAUAUUAUGCAUGUACGAUGCGCUAGAUGUAAUAAAUAUCGACAAAGUUAUAAGUUAUGUCAAAGAGAGACAGCAGCCAGACGGAAGUUUUACGGGCGAUCAGUGGGGUGAAGUGGAUGUCAGAUUUUCGUUCUGCGCUAUCGCAACUUUAUCACUUUUAAAUCGUUUGGAUGCGAUAAAUGUGGAGAAAGCAGUAGAAUUUAUAUUAAAGUGCAUGAAUUUUGACGGAGGAUUUGGUUCAAAACCAGGAUCUGAGAGCCACGCUGGUUUAAUUUAUUGUUGUGUGGGGCUACUUUCGAUAACCGGACACUUGCAUCUUAUAGAUGCCGAUCGGUUAGGAUGGUGGUUGUGUGAGAGACAAUUACCUUCGGGUGGUUUAAACGGCAGACCAGAAAAGUUGCCGGAUGUGUGCUACUCGUGGUGGGUGUUGUCAACGUUGACAAUCUUGGGCCGCCUCCAUUGGAUAGACAAAAAAGGCUUAGUUGAUUACAUUUUGACGUGUCAAGACGUCGAAACCGGCGGUUUCAGCGAUCGACCCGGAGACAUAGUCGAUCCUUUCCACACUUUAUUCGGUCUCACCGCGUUAUCGUUGCUGGACGAGAACUUCUUGCUGAAAACGAUCAAUCCUACUUAUUGUAUGCCGCAGUAUAUAAUUGAUCGUUUAGGUCUCAAGCCGUCACGACUUGAUUCGUGAUUGUACGUUCAACAUGUUUUACGGCACAUGACGCAAAAGCCAACGCGCUAGAAAAACGAGAAGAGUAGGACACAAUUGUGUACAUAUAAAUUUUGUUUAUAUCUUCAAUAAAUAGAUGAUUAUAAGUUUUUCACCAAAAAUAUAUGCUUA